This is a messenger RNA of Pediculus humanus corporis (human body louse), 1791 nucleotides long. RefSeq lists its product as uncharacterized. Lineage: Eukaryota; Metazoa; Arthropoda; Insecta; Psocodea; Pediculidae. Gene Ontology annotation, biological process: negative regulation of canonical Wnt signaling pathway. The record is from RefSeq and is a predicted model, not a curated record. Bases 1 to 1791 code for a protein of 596 amino acids. Gene Ontology annotation, cellular component: cytoskeleton; plasma membrane. The transcript is spliced from 10 exons.
AUGAAUUCGGAAUUAUCGAAUACGAUAAAUCCUGGAAAGGAUGGAGAUGUCACAAGACAAAUAAAAAAUGAAAUAAAUGUUGUUCCAGUUUUAGUCGAAAGUUCAUCCAGUUGUAUAAUGACGCUGGAAAGCACGAGCUACGUUACCGUGGAGGGUGGACGAUACGCUGGAGAUUUUAGCAGUUAUCUUCGUGAUAGAGAAAAAUCCGAAUAUCACAGUCAGGAUCAAUUGUAUACUCUUUCACAAAGAUUUGAUCCUCCGGGAAAUGUCACACUACAGGAUGUAUCCCCUAAAAUUGUGUCGUCUGAUGAUGAACAACAAAAUAAUUUAAGGCAAAAUAUUGAUAGUGCGGAUGGAACGGAAGUUCAAGAUGGGAAAAAUUAUAAACGUAAGUUAAAUGUUGAAAAGUUAAUAAAUAAAAAUGGGGGAAAAUUAUUAUUUAUUUUAUUUAUUUUUUCAGCAUUAAACGUUUGUAUUUAUUUAAUGUCGAAAAUUGCACUUCAUAUGGAACUAGAAGAUGGUAUAAAUUGUACCGCUCACGAUAUGAUACAAGCCAUUUUACAGGAGGAAGAACUCGGAUUGCCAAGAAGUGCCGGAAAUGUUUUUUCAUUAUGGAUGUGUUCUGGAUUAGUCGAACUUCAGUUAAAACCUCAUCACAGACCCUACGAAAUAAGGCAAAGAUGGUUUGAAUUAGUUGAAAGAUUUAGUAACGCAUCGGAUUCGCGUAAGAGAAGAGAUGAACCCUCGCUCUCGUAUCAAAGAAAUGUUUUCCUGUUGAAAAAAGACGAAGAACAAAUAAAGGAUCAAAAAAUUUUAGAACUUUUAUACGAGGAAUCAAAAUAUAAUAUUUUAGAAGGGAGGUAUCCGUGCGAGAUGAUGCAUUACAUUUCUCUGGGAGCCAUUCAAGCUAAAAUCGAAUUGGGACCGUAUAAUCCUCAAAUUCACACGAUACAAUUUUUCAGAGAAAAUCAAAGAAGGUUUUUACCGGGUCACAUAAUAAAAACGGCUUGGUCUUGGCUUAGAAUAAGUGGUAAAAAUUCACCGGAAGUCGGUUUGUUGGAACAAUAUAAGAAAAUCCCACCGACGACUCCCGUUAAAAAAUUAGUACAAAAAUAUUUGGCUUUUUGUUGGACGCUACCAUUUUACGGGAGUGCUUUUUUCCAAGGACAAGUUGAACAACCCGUCAGAGGUUUGACGUCACUCAUAACUCAUCAGGAUCUGCUCGUUUUAAUUGCCAUAAACAGUCAGGGUGUUUACAUAAUAGAUCACAUUCAAUGCACUCUUUUACUCGGAUUAAAAUACAAAGAUAUGUCUUGGGAUUAUGCUAAACCCUCACAGGAAAAUAAUCCGGAUUGUCUUCCAUGUUUAUUCAUACAAUUCAUCGUAUUGGAAAAUGGUACGAGAGUAUCGAAAAUUUUACAAGUUUUUUCAAAACAGGCUGUGAUGAUGGACACGCUCAUAUCGACGUUCGUUGAAGAAAGUAAAAGGAUAUCGGACGAUUUGGACGGAAGUAAUAACACUUCGACGGGUGAUAACGACGAAGCACAAAUGCCGUUAAAUGCGAGAAGAGAUUUGGGACCAUCUUGCCUUUGUAAUAAAUUAAGCAAAUUAACGUUGGCAACAUUUGACGACGAUGGUACUUUCGGUUCUGCAUAUCUUGCAAAGGAAAGUUUUCUUCCCGUCAUUGCAUCGGUAAAUCCGGAUCGUGGUCAUUUAGUUACUGAACGAAGAAAUAAUUACAAAAUGAUUAGAAAAUGCAUACAGAGAACGGAUAAAGGUGAAGACUGUUAA